ACUUAUUAAAUAGUUCUUUGCUACUGUGAGACAAUGAGUCGGUUUGUUGCUGGAUUUGCGUUGCUUUUGUUACUAUGCUUUGGAUUCAACGAUGCGCAAUCUGAAGAUAUAGCAAAUUGUGAAGUUCUGGAUGAAGCCAACUUCGAGGAAUCGGUUAAAAGUGCAAACUACUUUGUGAUGUUCUAUGCUCCAUGGUGUGGCCACUGCAAAAGGUUGAAACCCAAGUGGAAUGAGUUCUGUGGGAAGAUGAACUCUGAAACUUCGGAGACAAAGAUUGCAGCCGUUGAUUGCACCGUUGAAUCAUACACGUGUAAGAAGCAUGGCGUGUCGGGAUAUCCAACGCUGAAGAUGUACAAGAAAGGCAUUCUUGACGGGACCAAGUAUACUGGCGGCCGCGAAAUUGAAGCGUUUGAGAAGUUCAUCAAAGCAACUUUGAACCCAGAAUCUGUGGAGCCGGAACCGACAGUGGAGCCGUGUAGUGUGCCAUCUGGUGAUAACGGACUUCUAGAGCUGCAGGAUUGUAACUUCGAAGAGGGCGUGAAGACUGGCCACAGUUUGGUCAAGUUCUACGCUCCAUGGUGUGGCCACUGUAAGCGUAUGGCGCCUGCUUGGGCAGAGUUGGCUGCUAACUUGGCCUCAGUCGACAAUGUGAACAUUGUGAAGUUGGAUUGCACCAAGUACAAGUCAGUGUGUGGCAAAUUUGACGUCCACGGAUUCCCAACUGUCAAGUACAUCAAGGACGGAAAAGAGGUUGAAAAAUAUACAGGAGGCCGAGACGUUACUUCUCUGACAAACUUCCUAAACAACCGCGUGAACGGAACAGAAAUUUCGACUGGGGAUCAGGUCGAGGAAUCAAAGAAGAAGUGUAGCAAGUCCAAACCCAAUGAGAAGGGAAUGUGGGAGCUAGUGGACUGUCAGUUCGCCCACCAUAUCAGUCACAACGACGCCUUCGUCAUGUUCUACGCGCCUUGGUGUGGGCAUUGCAAGAAGCUGAUGCCGACAUGGGAAAAACUGGCCGAGAGUUACCAGAGUUAUUUGUCAAUCAGAAUAAGUCGAAUUGACUGUACGAACAACAAGGAGAGCUGUGCCAAAUACAAAGUGAAAGGAUUCCCGACUUUGAUCUACUUCAGACAAGGGAAAGAGCUCGGAAGUUACUCAGGUGCCAGGGAAUUCGAGGCCUUACGCGAGUUUGUAGAGAACAAAUUAGCCGCAAUUGUACUUCCUGAGAGGGGGUCCAAACAGGGCAAGGAGACUGCUCGACAGGUGGGAACUCUGGAAUCGGUAGAACAAUUUGAGACAAUGCGCAAGGACAUUAGACAUGCCUUCGUCACUAUCUUCUAUCACGCAUCUAUUGACCAGCACGUGAAGGACAGGGACGUGUAUCAUGACUUCAAAGACAGACUCAUGAAAGGAGUGGACUUUUACGAAGUGGACUGUGGAGUGGCCGAGAAGCUAUGCAAGCACCAAAAGGCAUUUAGUGACGACGAAACUUUUGUGAUGUUCUACAUGGGUACUAAAGCUUACAAGAUGGACUCUGCGAUUGAGAAGACGACAGACAACUUGAAGUCAUUCGUGAAGCAAAGCAUGAAGGAUGCCAUAGCAUACAUGCGAGACGAGUUAUAGUCGUCAUUAGUAUAGUGUGACUAUUCUCUGUUUCUGAUUCUACUACAUAUGCGAUGAAAAUUCCACGAAAGGUCUUUUGGACAGGGAGAGGGUGGCAACUUUAUGCUGGUCGUACUACUAUAAGUGCUAUUCAUUAUCCCAUUAUUACUUCUACUUUUCACUAAAGCUUACCAAGCACUUUUGUAUUCAGUUGGGACCAAAUUGAGUCUUUGUAUAUUUUUGAUUGUUGGCACUGAAUAAGAUGCACAAUAUCGUACCAUAAUCUCUAAAUUAUGAAUUUACGUGGUUGUGAGCGAUUAGUUGGUAUGUAUUGUGUCUUUUUGAAUUAUUGUUUGUCCUGACAUGAUUUGAUAUAAUGAUCAGCUGUAUGUUUUAAAUGAGGCACUGGUGUCUUAACUUAUUUCGGUGAGUCACCAAGUUCCAAUUGCGUGAGUUGUGCUAAUUCAUUCAUUGUUGUUUCCUCUGUCCCGUGUAAAUCUAUGUUAUGCCCGACUGUGCCAUGUUGGUUAUAACAAUUUGCUCUGUUCCAUCGAUACAAAUCUGAUAUCUUAUUUACGUGGUCUCCUCUCUUUCCUUGUCCUGACUCUUUCACGCUUAUCGUCCUUACAUAACAUUAUCUUCCCCUUGGUGCUGAAAUCAUUUGUAUUUAUUAGGAAAACUGCUUAACAUUUAAGCAAAAAAAUUAUCUUAUGUAACUAUCAGAUUAAUUAUUUUGGUGAGCAGUAAAAUUUGUAAAAAUCUGGA
Molecule: messenger RNA, 2367 nt
Organism: Symsagittifera roscoffensis
Lineage: Eukaryota; Metazoa; Xenacoelomorpha; Acoela; Convolutidae
Product: thioredoxin domain-containing protein 5-like
Exons: 10
Coding region: 34-1623 (529 amino acids)
Biological process (GO): protein folding
Cellular component (GO): endoplasmic reticulum
Molecular function (GO): protein disulfide isomerase activity
Source: RefSeq, a predicted model, not a curated record